Molecule: messenger RNA, 6801 nt
Organism: Toxorhynchites rutilus septentrionalis
Lineage: Eukaryota; Metazoa; Arthropoda; Insecta; Diptera; Culicidae
Product: monocarboxylate transporter 7-like
Exons: 12
Coding region: 3203-5725 (840 amino acids)
Biological process (GO): transmembrane transport
Molecular function (GO): monocarboxylic acid transmembrane transporter activity
Source: RefSeq, a predicted model, not a curated record
GAGCGAACAUAAGAGCGCUGCCGAAGAGAUGCGGCGUUGCGUGCGAUACAGCAUGAUUUCUGCUGAUCUGUGUGCCAUAGGAGACCAGGCAGGAUUCAUCUCGGAUUCAGUUCUUGCGGAACCGUCGACGGGAUUGGAUUGUUGGAAUCGUGCGAAGCCUUUCGUGGUGGCGUCCUUGUUCGAGGUGACUGUACAAACCUUGUGUGUGGAGGAAAGGUGAAAAUUUUGGUGCAAAGCUUCCUCGCUUCAUGAAGGCAGAAAUUACCACCCCAUACCACCCACUCUACCAACAGUUUGAGCGCCUCAUGCCGAGGUCUAAUCUCGGAGAAAAAUUAACAACGUGGACUGCAGCUGUGUCCCUGCGUGAUGCGUCUUGUGCUGAUCGUUCGCAUAUGGAGAUGCAUAGUAACCGAGUGAAAGGCAUUCCCCGGUGGCUCCUUCAGUAUAUUUCUGGCGGAUAUUAAACCACGUUUGUGUACCGAGCGGAUGGAAAACUAGUAACUUUUAGAAGCCCAGUGUGAAUAAAUGAAGUGCAAAAAAGAUCCCAAAGAAGAAUAAAACAACGGAUAAUUCAAUCAUCGUGGUUUUGAUUCGUCGUAGUGCGAAAUGCAAUGACAAAGGAUGUAGAACAUUCAAUUAAUUUGCAACGUGAAGUUCUCAUGUUUUUUUUUUCAAAUUGAUAUAUUAUCGUGCACUAUUUGUUGUAGAGGAAUAAAAUACCAUGUUAUGCACAAAAGGUCCACUGUAAACAAUUUCGUGGAUCUAGUGAAUCUGUAUGGAAUCAUUCUAUGCUGGAUAAUUAUCAAUUAGAUAAUUGAAACCAAUCGAGUUUUCCCACAUGUGAAAAAUAUCUGUUAACCAACUCAUCAUUGGUUCUUCCCAUAGCUGUGCCACAGCCGCAGGAAGAUAACGAAAACCCAUCAAACUGUGAUUGUGAAUCAGACCGAUACUCGAAAGUGCUAAUAUUUGGAUUGCUAUUCCAAUCGAGAACUACCGCAAGCUUUGCUGUUUGAGUCUCGAUUACGCUUAUUAGCGGAAUCAUCACUUAACAGCCAGGAAACCCGUACGACCACCGUACCACCAAGUGAUGCUGAAUAUUAAUGUUGAAAAAUUCCGGAAAAACCCAUACGUGUCGGUAGCCUAGAUCCAGAUUGCGGGGGCCCCAUUGAAUAGUGAUUUGCCCUCGAGAUUGAAAUUGGCCACAUUUGGUAGAUAUUGGUUUUCGGUGUGGGGUCUGCAGGGAGGUGGGCUAGGAAAAAACCCGAAGCCGUGCGGUAGAUGAUUAUGCUUAUGUGUUUCGCACCGGAAGCCGAAAUUGAAUGAAUUGAAAAUGACGAAAUUUAUGUGUUUGACGUCGGGGCCGUAUUAUGGGUGUUUCGUGCUGCCGUAGAAAAAAAAGUGUGUGCGUGUGUGGUGGAAAGCGAGAAUGAGUUUCCCGACCAGCAGCAGCAGCAGCUGUGUGCCUACGUUUUCGUAAAUACAUUAUUUAUGUGGAAUUUCACUUUACGGAUUUUGACACUUUCAAGUGAUGGGGAUAUCCGACGGAAAUUAGAAGGUUUGUAAUGAAUUUAUCUAUACCAGAUCGUGAAUGUGAAUGGGACAUGCGAUAGCAGAUGAGUGGAAAUGCGUGAUUUGGAAUAUAUUGAACCACAACAUUGUUUUUGUUUUGAAGCUUAAUGUAUGGAAUCGUCGAAGUGAAAGUUAUAGAAUACCAUCGCGUGAAUACAGCAACAUAUCGUUUGUUCUGCCUCAAAUACGGAAAAACCUGUUAAAUAAAAAUUCAUAAACAUCGAAUCAUUUCAACAUUUUUGUUCCGUAAAAAUCUUUAACGACCUUCAACUGUGAGUCUUAAUUUGAGCCAGCGUAGAAAAAAGCGUAGAAUAAAAUCUAACAGUACUACUCAUCAUCGUCGUUUGUGUUUGACGUUCGCUUAGCGUGAGCAUGUUGAAUUUGACCGUUGAUCAAUAUUUAAAGUUUUCUCGCGUUUAAUCAGUUCGCAUCAUCAUUAUCAGUUUACUGUUGUUGCUUGACAGACAUCGGCGCUCUGACAGCAUCCGCAAGCAUUAAUCGACCGUAGUGCGCGUUGUUCGAGAAAGUGCAAACAUCGAGGCCCACGAGAGAGAGAGAAAAUUUUGCUCUACUAACGUUGUCCCGGUUUGGCGAGGAUGAAACUGCGGCGGAUGGGCGAAGAAAUUCAUAAAUACGUGACUUUACGAGCUGAUGCCAGCGCGACGUGGAGUGAUCUCGUUGAUUGUUGUCGCCGGUCGUGGUGCUCCAAAACGGCUAGGCGGGUGUCCAGAACGCCCCCUAGUUGAGAAGAGGUCAGUCCGUGUCCCACUGAGCGAGCGAGAGAGAUAUUCAAAUUAAAUGGGUGACGUCUCAUAAAUCAACUCUUAAUACGAAUUCCACACGCUCGGGAAUACGCUAACUGCUGUGCUGCUGAAGGUGAGAGUGUAGUGAGCUUAGAGGAUAACUGGAAAACAUCCCACUCUGUGCGACUGAUACUGUGAUAUAAGUUUGUGGUGCGAAGCGAGCAGUGGGCAACCACCAGAAAUUCACCAUAUUUGGAACCAAAAUCCGAAACCGAAAUUUCAUUCAGAGCAUAAAAAUUAUUCCGGGUGGUUUGCCCGAUUGCCAGAUUCCUUGCUGUAACAAAACGAAAGUUUCUACCGAAGGGAUAACGCUCCGAAACUAUUUGGUCCCAAGACGCCACUAGCAGCUAUCAAACAAAAUGAUUGGCCUGCCAAACUUAAGCAAUAUAAACGCCAACCAGCACAUGUACCGAAGCUAUCCUAACCUGCCCCACUCCUUCUACCCCCAAACCCAACAGCCCAACACUUUCCAACACUCGGUGACCCUUCCAUGACAGUAUAGCCAGAACCGACAGACUCGUAAAAACAAUUGCUACUACUGCAACAACAACAUCAAUCUCACCUGCACCUGUUUGUCGUCGAGUGCCUUAGGAUAUUUCUACUCGACAUCACAAACUCUUAACUCGGCCCCAUCGACACUCCCCCGGCGAUCCCGUCCCUCUUAUCAUCACAAUCUGCCACCAACAUACCAGUCGCUAGCCCCCACCACCACCCAAAAGCCAUUCCAUUUAACCCAACAACCACGACCACCCACGACUGCCACCAAGUCAACUUCCACCGUAACGGCUGUCCGUCAGCAGCAAAAUAAAGAAUCACAAGUCAACGAAGAAAUGCUAGGCAUCACCACAUCAAAUGACCCUGACUCACCGGCCCUCUCAGCCUCACCGCCGCCGGCACCGGCCCCAAGGCCACCACCGGUCCGGAACGGCUGCCAGAGGUGCCGAUUCUCGUCGAUGAUGGCCUCGAGCAAUUCGAACCUGUCCCGUUCCCACCAACAUCUGGCAGGAAGUGCCAACAACACCCUCACCCGGGGGAGCACACACAACAGCAGCCUACGGGAAAGUGGGGGUGGCAGCAAUCACAUGGCUACCAGUAGCGGACAUUUGCACACGGCAGGAACCGCAGCAGCUGCCGCUCCAGCAGGGCACCAUGCACACAAUGGAACGUAUCCCGGUGCGUACGACAGGGGUCGACUGCUAGAGGAGGAGGAUUCCGCCUAUCCGGCGCUGCUGGAGCGGGAGCUGCACUCGCUUCACCGGAAUGUCCCAGCGUUACGACGAGCCGGAGUAGACACCACUGCAAUUAGACAGCAUUUCUAUCCGGAUGGCGGCUGGGGUUGGAUUGUUUGUGGCGUUGCAUUUCUCGCACAUGUUCUCACCACGGGAUUCCAGCUGUCCUACGGGCUGCUACUGCUGUACGCGAUACGCCACCUGGGGAACGAGGUGAAUACCGAAGCAGGAUGGCUCGGUGCUGCCAGCUGGGCAAUGUCACUCCUCGCGGCGACCGUCGUGGUGGCACUCUGUCGGCGAAAAUCAACUCGGUUGACGGCUGUCCUCGGUGGCCUGGUGCUGGCGUUGGGAAUACUGUUCACCUCGUUCGCCACCCAACUGCACCAGGUAGCGUUCAGUUAUGGUGUAAUAGUUGGCGUGGGUGCUGCAAUGGUUCGUGAGUCGGCUGCCGUAAUGCUGGGACACUACUUUAAGCGACGGAGACAGUUUGUCGAAAUGAUUACAAUGUCAGGCGAGGGUGUCGGCGUGGCCCUGUUUUCUGUGAUACUGAAGGAAGGAGUUGGGAAGAUGGGCUGGCGCCUGGGCCUCCAAGCCGUCACCGGACUGGUUUCGUUUAGCUUCUUUAUGGGGAUGCUGUACAGGCCGGCGUCACUUUACCACCCCCAGCGGCGAGCGAUUCUGCAUUUGAAAAACCAGCGGAAGAAGGUGAAGGAAAAGAAAACCCACGUCCGCACGCCGAAGCCUCCGUUUCUGGAUUUUACCCCCCUAAAACUCCCAUCCGUACGGAUGCUAUCGAUCUCGGCGGCAGUGGCCGCGUUUGGUGUCUACUCUCCUAUAUUUUUUCUGUCACUACACGGAUUCGCCGAAGGGUACGAUAUGCAGGAUCUGGUGCUGCUUCAAACCUUCCUCGGUUUGUCGAUAGCGCUCGGUAUCGUAUUCAGCGGGUCGUCCAUCAACAAAACAGUGGAAGUUUCGUUCAAAAAAAUUCAAAUAUCUCGUCAAUAUGUUUGUCAGGGCUGUGUUACGCUAGUAUCCCUCUCGCUCCUAAUUCUAUCGGCAGUCGCGGAUUACCGGGGGCUUUGUUUUUCGGCAUGGGCCUAUGGCCUAGGACUGGGCGGUUAUCGGUAUACGCUGAAAAUGCUUGCCAUCGAACGAAUCCGCGGCAAAUACUUCUCGAAGGCUUGGGGUUUCAUCAAGAGCGCUGAAUCGCUACCGGUGCUACUGGGGGUACCAUUGUGUUCCUUCCUCAACGACUCAUCCCACAGAUACGGUCGGGCCGGAUACUACAUUUGUGCGGCCAGUGCAGCCAUCUCUGCGAUUAUACUAUUCUUCGUUGGUCAUCCCGACGGAAGGAGUAUGAAGUAUUCGGUCAACGGAUCAAUCACAUCCCGCUGCACGGCUCCCACCUCGUCCAGUGACUGCCACCACAUGUUGAACCGAAGUUUUUCAUCGCAACGAUUUAACAAUCAGUGGUAUCCGAAUACCCACAGCACCAAUCUGUCCAGCAGCUGUCAGCCGGGCUUUGGGGCGUACGGAGGACAACAGCAGCCCCAGCAGCGCUGCUCAUCGAAUCAGUUCGUUAAUGGUGGCGUUGGCUUGCUGACAAGUUCGACUGGUCUGGAUGGGGGAGCCACGGGGGUGGCAAACCACAGCUAUCACAGUCCUUACUGCCAAAGUGCUAGCCAAUUGCAUCACGGUCGGUUGCACAAAAGUCUGUCGUUCGCCUUCCAAACGCCAAUGAUGACAAACGAGGACCGAGCCCAGCACACAUGCCAGCAGGGAGGCCAGUCUAGACAAUACGCCACCGAGUAUCCCCCGAGCCGAUGCUACUCUAGGUGCGAAAUUCACCACACCAGCCAUCCCCCGCGUGACGUUACCACCCAUCGGACACCACCCACCGCCCGAGCCGUCGGUUCGUCAUCGUCGUCGUACAUGUGCGCCACCAAUGGGCUGCAAAGCAACCCCUCCCGCAGUCGCAGUGUCCCCGAGGGACUCGCCAACCCACACAGGACACCCGCUGAUUGCCACUGGAAUCACUGCCACUGGACCACCGCCAACGGAAUGAACUUUUGUCGGCCCACGCGCCCCAUUCAGGUGGUGGAACAGAUCACCACAUCCGUUUGACUAAAGUUUAAGAUUAUGCGAUUUUUCCUCUGCAUCUCCAUUCAUCUGCUGGAGGGAUUGUUCUCGUAGUUUGUAUAAACAUCACGAGUAUACUCCUCGCCCAUUGCAUAUCUCAUCGAAAUGUGAGUCCUGGUACGGGAAACGCCAACAUGAGCGUUUCUCACAGGCGUGUCACAUUAACUAUCAUUCAGCCACGGGCGUGUUUAUCGUUGCUUUUGAAGCAUAUAUCCCUUUAGGCAUAGCGAGAGAGAAAAAAAUAUAACGAGCAGACUCUUGGAAUUUUAAAAUAUAUAUAAAUAAUAAAUGUGUUCAAUACGCCAAAUAAAUAAUUACACUGAGAAAAAAAACAAGUGGCGUCUGAUAUAAACGUCACGCGCGUUCGAAUAAUCUCGAUUCAUUAAACGUACAAUUUAGGAACUUUGCGUGGGUGAGUUUCUCUCGUCCUACCCCGUUUCAAAUGAAACAAAAUCAAGCUAAAUGAGUUUGCUGGACGCUAGCUCGAAGUGCGAAUAGUAAAAAAGCGUUAUUCUAAAAUGUGUAAAUAAUCAUCUUUCCCCCUCUAGAAUUUAUAGUUAAAAUUAGUUAUCGACCGAAUAUCGAACUCGUUUUGCACUGUCGCGUGAAUCCCAGAUUCCGGAACCCCGUAGGAGGGGAUACCAGCGUUGUAGUAUUUCUCUCGAAUGAAUUAUGGUAGGAUGCGUUUGAUAUGUUCGAUAACAGAGGAAACCCAUUAUGAAUGGGGUUCCACACAAUUGACAAAUCAUUUUAAUCUGAAAUGUGUGGGUGGUAGCCAUAUAGCGCACACUUCUGCAUUGAAAACUCCUAUACAGGAACAAUAUAUUUAAGAUUUAUUUGUUGAACUUGGUAGCGGUAUAAAUGGAGAAGAUAGCCAUCGGUAUGAAUUUAGAGGAAAACUACGCCAAAGCGUGACUGUUAUCACGAUGUAAUUAUAUUAUAUUUUUCCCGAUUUUUUUGUUGUAUUCUUAUGAAAUUAGUAGACAGGAAUUGAACAUAUUUGGGAGCACUCUGUGAGAGAAUGCGAGACAGGAAGGGUAGUGUUUUAUUAAAUAAACAUU